Molecule: messenger RNA, 477 nt
Organism: Angiostrongylus costaricensis
Lineage: Eukaryota; Metazoa; Nematoda; Chromadorea; Rhabditida; Metastrongylidae
Source: the annotation of a GenBank genome assembly
AUGACGUCAGGCAGUGAGACGACCGGUGAGAGGCCAAAAAAUCUCGGGCUACGCAGGAUGUCAUUGGAACAGGAUCUUACGAACACACGCACGACACGCCAUGAGGAAUGUUUCUUACUAUGCACAUAUAAUGCCAGAACACUCUUCACAGACGCCGAUCUUCACGCCAUUCUUGUAGCCGCAGAUCGCAUUCAAUUUCAUGUGAUCGCAUUACAAGAAACAAAAAUCAGGCAGACCGACAUACGCCAACUAAAAAACGGGACCCUUGUGAUUUAUGGAGAAAAGGUCCAAUCACGAAAUGUCGGUGGAGUAGGCUUUGUCGUCCACUCGUCCAAUGUCCAUCUCGUCGACUCAUGCGUGAUCCUUUCCCCUCGCAUUGCCGUCCUCCGUCUUCAACUGUCGCAUCAUAAGAAGAUCAUCAACUGCAGCUCACCGUUCGACGCAGCUGAUGAGGACGAAUUAAAUGCGUUCUGCUAG